AAUAUUUGGAAUACAUGAAAACGGUUUCCUAUUACUUGACAUGCAAGUUUUGUUCAUCUUCAAAGAAAUUUCCAAACUUGUGCUUUCAUCCAUCGAUGUCCUCAAAUACCUCUAUCACUUCUUUCCCAACCCAUCAAUUCUUUUGGCUAAUUAGUAAUUACCCUUAAUUUUUUGGUCCUUCAAUGGAACGUGAAGAAGGCAAACAACCUCCCCAAAAAACCCCAUUACACAAUCAACAUGAGCAAGCUAAUUCUGACAACAAUUUUGUUCAAGAAAAUAACUUGCAAGAGCAAAGUGGGACAUUCACAACUUUUGCAUCAUUUGAAAGUGAAACUGAGGGUGAGUCCUCUUUUGAUGACAAUGAUUAUGAUGCUGAUUUUUUCCUGAGCCAAGAGUUCGAAUCAGAACUUCAAUUUCUUGAGAGUGAAGGAAGCAAUGACAACGGCGAUGAUUAUGAUAAUGAAGAUGACGAAGAUAUGGAAGAAGAUGAGAUCGAUGUAGAUGAAUUGACUUAUGAGGAAUUGAUUGAGUUGGGAGAUUUUAUAGGACAAGAGAAGAGAGGGUUGUCAGCACAUGAGAUCUGUUCAUGCUUGCAUUCUCACACUUUCCAUUCUGCUGAAAACAAAAGUGGAAUUGAUCGUUGUGUGAUUUGUCAGGUCGAAUAUGAAGAAGGUGAAUCUUUGGUGGCAAUUCAGUGUGAGCACCCUUAUCACACAGAUUGCAUAAGCAAGUGGCUCCAAAUUAAGAAGGUUUGCCCAAUAUGUAACAUCGAAAUUUCAGCUCCCAAGAUGUAAAAUGUUGGUGGCACGUGAAGGUGUCAAGGUGAGAAGGUUCGUUGCUGUUUCUUUGGAGGCUGUCAUGCCGUAACUUGCUAAAUUAAAGACUAUGUCUACGUAUGUAUCACACCUAGUUAUUUAUUUACUUAAAAGAAGGCUUUAGCCUAGCCGACACAGAACAUUCAGUGGACUUAUAGUAUAUAGAAUUAAUACAAGAUGAUACUUAAAAAUAUAUAAAUCAUGACAAAGAGGCAAAUUA
Glycine soja is the source of this 1035-nucleotide messenger RNA. RefSeq names its product E3 ubiquitin ligase BIG BROTHER-related-like. The transcript is spliced from 2 exons. Lineage: Eukaryota; Viridiplantae; Streptophyta; Magnoliopsida; Fabales; Fabaceae. Gene Ontology annotation, molecular function: ubiquitin-protein transferase activity; ubiquitin conjugating enzyme binding. Gene Ontology annotation, biological process: protein ubiquitination; negative regulation of organ growth. The record is from RefSeq and is a predicted model, not a curated record. Bases 183 to 794 code for a protein of 203 amino acids.